Neomonachus schauinslandi (Hawaiian monk seal) is the source of this 3734-nucleotide messenger RNA. RefSeq names its product lysine-specific demethylase PHF2. The transcript is spliced from 12 exons. Gene Ontology annotation, biological process: regulation of transcription by RNA polymerase II; protein demethylation. The record is from RefSeq and is a predicted model, not a curated record. Gene Ontology annotation, molecular function: transcription coregulator activity; histone demethylase activity. Lineage: Eukaryota; Metazoa; Chordata; Mammalia; Carnivora; Phocidae. The annotation marks the transcript as partial.
GCUUUGGCGGAGCAUGAGGAUGAGCUCCCAGAGCACUUCAAACCUUCCCAGCUCAUCAAAGACCUCGCCAAAGAGAUCCGCCUCAGCGAGAAUGCCUCCAAGGCCGCCCGACCCGAAGUGACCCCGGCCAUCUCCUCAGAUGAAGUCUGUUUUGGGGACCGGGAGAAAGAGGAGCCCCCAUCUCCUAUUGAGGCCAGUCCUCCUCGGUCCUUCCUGGAGAAAGUAUCCAAAAAAAAGACUCCCAAAACCGUGAAGAUGCCCAAGCCAUCCAAAGUUCCCAAACCCCCCAAGCCCCCCAAGCCCCCGAAGCCCCCCAAAUCACUGAAGCUCAAGGAUGGGGGCAAGAAGAAAGGGAAAAAGUGCAGGGGGGCAGCCUCACCCACCAUCCCCAACCUGGACCUGCUGGAGGCCCACACCAAGGAGGCGCUGACCAAGAUCGAGCCUCCCAAGAAAGGCAAGGCCACAAAGAGUGUCCUGAGUGUGCCCAACAAGGAGGCGAUCAGCUCGCAGAAUGACGUGGAGAGGCUAGAAAUCCGAGAGCAAACUAAGAGCAAGUCAGAAGCCAAGUGGAAGUACAAGAACAGCAAACCUGACUCCCUGCUGAAGAUGGAGGAAGAGCAGAAGUUGGAGAAGUGUCCUCUGUCAGGGAGCAAGGACCCCAAGUUCUCGUUUUCCUUCAACAAGAGACUGCUGGGCUCCAAGGCCCUCAAGCCACAGCCCAGCCCAGGCGUGUUUGGGGCCGUGCAGAGCUUCAAGGAGGACAAGCCCCAGCCAGUGCGGGACGAGUACGAGUACGUGUCGGAUGACGGGGAGCUCAAGAUCGAUGAGUUUCCCAUCAGGAGGAAGAGGAGCACCCCCAAGAGAGAUUUGUCUUUCUUGCUGGACGGGAAGGAGCCUCUGGCCACGCCCGCUACGAAGCCAAAGCUGGACUCGGCACUCUACAAGCAGAGUGACGGCUCCUCUGACGAGGGCUCGCUGCAUAUCGAUACAGACUCCAAGCCCGCCCGCAGCGCCAAAGGGAAGAAGGAGGGCGUGGGCUCGGCCGCGGGCAUCCUGGACCUGCUGCAGGCCAGCGAGGAGGUCGGCGCGCUUGAGUACAACCCCAGCAGCCAGCCCCCGGCCUCCCCCAGCACGCAGGAAGCCAUUCAGGGAAUGCUGUCCAUGGCCAACCUGCAGGCCUCUGACUCCUGCCUGCAGACCACGUGGGGCGCCGGCCAGGCCAAGGGCAGCUCACUGGCGGCCCACGGUGCCCGGAAGAACGGGGGUGGCGGCAAGAGCGCGGGCAAGCGGCUGCUGAAGAGGGCGGCCAAGAACAGCGUGGACCUGGACGAUUACGAGGAGGAGCAGGACCACCUGGACGCCUGUUUCAAGGACUCGGACUACGUUUACCCCUCCCUGGAGUCUGACGAGGACAGUCCGGUCUUCAAGUCCCGGUCCAAGCGGAGGAAAGGCUCUGACGACGCUCCCUACAGCCCCACAGCGAGGGUCGGCCCAUCGGUUCCAAGGCAGGACAGGCCUGUGCGUGAGGGCACCAGAGUGGCCUCCAUCGAGACCGGGCUGGCAGCUGCCGCAGCCAAGCUGUCCCAGCAGGAGGAGCAGAAGAGCAGGAAGAAGAAGAACACCAAAAGGAAGCUGGCUCCCAACACUCCCUCCCCCUUGGCCUCCACCAGCACCACCUCGGCCUCCACCACCCCGGCCUCCACCACCCCGGCCUCCACCACCCCGGCCUCCACCAGCACGGCCAGCAGCCAGGCCUCACAGGAGGGCAGCUCACCCGAGCCCCCGCCCGAGGCACAUAGCAGCAGCCUGGCGGACCACGAGUACACCGCGGCCGGAGCCUUUGCAGGGGCCCAGGCUGGCCGUGCCUCCCAGCCCAUGGCCCCUGGGGUCUUCCUCUCGCAGAGGCGGCCCUCCGCAUCAUCCCCCAACAACACUGCUGCCAAAGGAAAACGUACAAAGAAGGGCAUGGCCACCGCCAAGCAGAGGCUUGGAAAAAUUUUGAAAAUUCAUCGGAACGGAAAACUGCUCCUUUAAAGUUUGGAAAGCCAGGAUCCUUCUGCUCCGCUCAGGACCCCCGGAGCCCCGCUAGAACAUCAGCCCCCAGGAGGGUGGCCACGCUGCCUCACCCGGGGGAGGGCCUGGCCCCCUCCCGGCCACCACUCCCCCCAUAUGAGCAUCUGUUGCUUCAGAGGCGGAGCUCACCAAUGUGGACAGACGUCCUUUCUCAAGUUGCUUAGAGUGACCAGUUCCCGAAACUCGGCCCUGCCUGUUUGAGGACCAUUCCAGUUUCAGGAGAGCCUCCGGGCACCCCUGAGUGUGGGUGUGAUCACAGGGCUUCUGCAGCUCUGCAGGAGCACGAGUCCUUCGAGGAAGGAGUGAGCCAGUGCUCACCAGGCCCAGAGUCUGAGCUGGCCACAGGCUGGUAGCCUCCAGAGGCUUAAAAAAGGCAAAGAACACUAGAGAGGAAGAGGAGGAGAAAAUGGGGUAUUAUGUGCCCCCCUACUCUUCCCAAGUGAUUCUCAGACAGUCCAGAGAGUGUGCGGCCCGGCCAGGAGAGGGGCCUCUGUGCUCCCCGGCCGGCGGGUGGCGGGCCGGAUGGUGGGUGUUGUGCCCUGAAUGGCCAGGGUCUUUCUCGGGACGCUGGGGCCGGCAGCAGGGUCCGUGUGUUAGUGGGUGGGGGCGCCAUCAUGGGGUCUCCCCAGAAGGGUUGGGCCCAGCCGUGAUGUGGGGCCUGGUGGCCCGGGCUAAGCCAUGAGGGUGGGCCCAACGCUGCCCCACGGGCUACGCUCCGAGAAGCACUUCUCAGCUGAGGCACCCCGCCUGGCGGGGUGGAUGGCGACGGGGCGGCCCGAGGACGCGGGGCCCGGCACGUCUGUCUUGUCAUCUGUCCGUGUUUUGUGUCGAGUCCCCGGGUGGACCCCAGACCGAACGUCCGCCCGUCGACACGGAGGGGCUGGAGUUGUUUCUCAGGCAAUCCUGUAUUUUAAUUUUAGAUGUAUCUCCUGAAGCAUAUUUUUCAUAGAAUGUAGCGUGUAAAUAGCUUUUUAAAUAACUUCUUUUUUAUAAGAGUAAAAGUAUCCUUAGGGAUUUCUUUCUAGAGAGUCUGUCAUUAACAUUUAUACGAGUUUUUUGCCGAGUAUGACGAACACUUGGGUUUGCCUCCUUCUUUCUGUUUACUGUUCCCGUUGGUGUUACUUUCUUCUUUUAGGAACUAAGGUAUUGCCUGAAAAACACGUGUCCCUGGAGUCUUCUGUCUGUCUGGGCGGCAGCGAGCCGCGCGAGAUGGGAGAGGCCUCCACGCGGACGCCAGCUCUUUGUUUCCUUCUCGUUGGCGAAGGGGGUGGGGAUGCAGUUAUUUUACUUAGCACCUUGUGAAGUGUUUCUGUGUUUUGUGAUGCUGUAAUUUAUUAAUGUUUGUAGCUUUUUAUAUUUGUACAUUUCUUAUGAGCUUGGUUUAUACGCCCAUCCCUGGGCGCCGAGUCCGCGAGGCCCGGCCCCAAGGCUGGCGGGCAAGCUCGCUGGGCGCCGGCCGCGCCCGCUGUGCCGUCCCGGCGUCCCCGAGGCUUCCUUUCCCGUCCUCGUUGAACAUUUAUAUACUCUAACCCGGCCAUCAAGCUGUUCUCUCUCUCUCUCUUUUAUUUUUUAAAGUUUAUUAUUAUUAUUAUUUGGCAACAUGUACAUUUCUAACAAAGUUUACCGUGGCUAUUAAAGUGUUUUAUUUCCCAAUUCAUAUU